Egretta garzetta (little egret) is the source of this 1171-nucleotide messenger RNA. RefSeq names its product inhibitor of growth family member 5 (gene ING5). Gene Ontology annotation, biological process: positive regulation of apoptotic signaling pathway; positive regulation of DNA-templated transcription. NCBI's taxonomy places the organism in Eukaryota, Metazoa, Chordata, Aves, Pelecaniformes, Ardeidae. The transcript is spliced from 9 exons. Bases 64 to 705 code for a protein of 213 amino acids. Gene Ontology annotation, cellular component: nucleus. The record is from RefSeq and is a predicted model, not a curated record. Gene Ontology annotation, molecular function: chromatin binding.
UGGGCGACGCCAGCUUAGGGUAUCGAAAACCUGCCUUGUGAGCUGCAGAGGAACUUCCAGCUGAUGCGGGAGCUGGAUCAGAGAACAGAAGAUAAGAAAGCGGAAAUCGACAGUCUUGCAGCAGAAUACAUUGACUCGGUGAAGAACAUGCUACCUGAGGAGCGAGUGGAACACCUGAAGAAAAUCCAGAGUGCCUACAGCAAAUGUAAAGAGUACAGCGAUGACAAAGUCCAGCUGGCCAUGCAGACGUACGAGAUGGUGGAUAAGCAUAUCCGCCGGCUGGAUGCAGACUUGGCGCGGUUUGAAGCAGAUCUGAAAGAUAAACUGGAAGGCAGUGACUUUGAAAACCCUGGAUCUCGAAGCCUGAAAAAGGGACGAAGUCAGAAAGACAAGAGAGGCUCUCGUGGUCGAGGCAGGCGAGCCUCUGAAGAAGAUACACCAAAGAAAAAGAAACUCAAAGGAGGCUCGGAAUUUGCUGAUACCAUCCUGUCGGUGCAUCCCUCGGAUGUUCUAGACAUGCCAGUGGACCCCAACGAACCCACCUACUGCCUGUGUCACCAGGUGUCCUAUGGAGAAAUGAUUGGCUGUGACAACCCAGAUUGCCCUAUUGAAUGGUUCCACUUCGCUUGUGUGGACCUCACCACCAAACCGAAAGGGAAAUGGUUUUGUCCUCGUUGUGUUCAGGAAAGAAAGAAAAAGAAAUAAGGAAUAGAGGGGAAUGCAUCCUCUGAGGUACUGCUAUGAGAAGAACCUGGCAGUGAACCCACAGGGGGGUAACACCGGCCUUGUUGGGGGCAGCGUUCCUGUCUUUGAUGAGAUCAUUCUCUCCACGGCUCUCAUGAACCAGAUCAUCAGCUUUGACAAGGUCUCUGGUAAAUAUCUUAGAGGCGUGAGGCACAGAAACGAGUCCCAGGCCCUCAACCAGCCGUUGUCCUGGGAGAUGAUAACUGCAGGAUCAGCAAGGUUCAGCCCAGCAGCAUCAUAAGGGGUAUCGCAGGUUUGUUUCAUCCAGGCUCCUGCUUAGGUUAUAACAGUAGCAGAUGUAAAAAUACAUCUGGUGGCAGAAGGAGGAAGAAAGAGAGAAGAGGAACACGGACAUCCUAUUACCUCUCUGUAAAUCUAGAUGAGAAGCCAGCAGGUGGAGCAGAAUUCUUUUUCUUUAGAGAAAAAA